CUGAACAAACUGCGGCAAGACACAGAGGCAAUCAAUGUCCACAUAAAGGCGUUGUGCGAGGAAGUCGUCGCCCCCAAUCGCGAGGUUGCAGCUUCCAGGCAUGCAAAGCAGGUGGUCGACUUCACCUGCCGAGAACGACAAUGACCUUCCACUGACCUGCCUCUCAAGCCGUCUUUUCCAGCUUUUUAUCUUUGAUCUCAUUCUCUCAUUCACUCAUUCACUCAUUCACCCACUCAUUCAUUCCUUCACUUAUCCAGGCGGGCAUCCUCAAGCCCAAACACCAUCCUUUCUUCCGGAGCAUUCUCUUCUUCCUCAGCCGUUUCAAAAGUAGGAUUUAGUCUCUGCCAUUCGUUUCUCGCACUUCUUUUUCUCUCUACCUUGCAAUCCCCCGUCCUCGCGGUCUGCAACUUGAGUUUGGUCUCAAACGAGCAUUGUUUCUACCUCCCUCCGCAACUUGGGCCGGCCCUCUCACCUCACUCGAACACCCCGUCCAUGCUGAUCAGAGUUCAUUCCUCUCUGCUUCUCUAACCUUACUCAAUGCCACGUCGGCACCAAGAACCCGGCGACCUUUGUGCCAUUUUCAUCCAUGCGGGUGCCGGAUACCACAGUUUCCAAAAUGAAAAGAACCACCUCACCGCAGUUAAUGAUGCUGCCAAGAUCGGAAUGGCCGUUCUGAAGAAUGGAGGUAGUGCCAUUGACGCUGUGGAGAUGGUCAUCCGGCUACUGGAGGACAAGGAGAUCACCAAUGCCGGCUAUGGGAGCAACUUGACCAUAGAUGGGCAAGUCGAAUGUGAUGCCACCGUGGUCGACCACUACGGCCGCAGUGGUGCCGUCGGGGCGAUCUCUCAAGUCAAAAAUCCAAUUACAGUCGCUCGCCUUGUUCUUGACGAAUCCACCAAACCUCUGUCACUCCAACGCGUGCCUCCCAACCUGCUAGUCGGCGCUGGUGCCACCGACUUCGCCGCCGACAUGGGCAUUCCUAUUCUCCCUCCAGACUACCUGGUUUCGGCACAUGCACGUGAUAGAUGGUCCAGAUGGCGUGAAGACCUCGUCGAUGUCUCCCAGAAGGAGGCGUCCAGACAAGGUCAGAGCCAACCGUAUCCGCAGACAGCGCCACUGGAUGACUGGCGCCGGACUCCAACGCCGGCGCCUACUCCCCCUAGCCCAAAUGUGUCACCUCCAACCCGAGGGAAACACCUUAGUCUCUCACAGAUGCCUGCUAUGGUACGUCCAUUGAUGGUCUCAACGGCUGAUGUGCCUACAUUGUCACACCCAGGCGGAGACAGAAACACAGGAAAUCCUUCUUCUGUUUCGCCCUCUCAAGCAGCAAGUCAACAUAACACACCAGCCGGAAAUGCAUCCCAUGAUCAUCUUGAGGCUGCCUCUGACGACAGUCUCCAAUGGCUUGCGUCGGGUUCCAAACGCCAAAAGCUGAGUGAUUCUUUCGACGGCCCGGCCGACGAUGUAUCCAAUCGGGCCAUCGAGCACAAAUCAUCAAUGAGAGGUCCAAGACUCACUACCCUUGACGACGACCGGGAGGAUGACAUACAUGACACGGUCGGCGCCAUUGCCGUUGACUGCUUUGGGAACAUCGCUGCGGGCUCGUCUUCGGGAGGAAUUGGCAUGAAACACAAGGGACGAUGUGGCCCAGCCGCUCUUGUUGGUAUUGGCACAGCCGUGGUCCCCAUCGAUCCAGAGGAUCCCACACAAACUUGUGUCGCCACAGUCACCAGCGGGACGGGUGAACAUAUGGCUACAACCACUGCUGCGGCCACGGCCGCCGAUCGCAUCUACAAUUCGGUGCGUAAGGAAAGGGGGCAACUUGAACCGUGCAACGAAGAUGAAGCCAUGCAUGCUGUCAUCAAGAAUGACUUCAUGACUCAUCCCGGUGUCAGCAACAGCCCCUGUGCUGGAGCGAUCGGGAUCCUUGCUGUCAAGAAAAGCCGUAAUGGUAUUUACUUCUACUUUGGUCACAAUACAGAUUCAUUUGCUCUUGCAUCGAUGCAUUCAGAAGAGAAGAAGCCGGUGUGCACCAUGUCACGUAACCGAGGUCACGGGUCGAUUGCUCAAGGAGGUCGAGGUGCUCGAUCGAAACAUAGUCGGUCGCGCUGAACCACUGAUUGUGGCAGGCACAGGUGUUCUGGCACAUGGGAGACAACUCCCGACAUCUACGGGUCUUGGCCUUUCGAAAAAGUCACCAUGCAACACAGGUGCUAGCCGCCCCGAUGGGCAGGGUGGACAUGAGGACGCUGCAAUGGGACAUGAUGGCGGGUCGCAGAGCUGGAAGGAAGGCCAAAGGAUUGAGGGGGGAAAACGGGUCGAAUGGAGGCGGGCAUAUUUAUGGCCUUUUUCUUGCUUGAGCCUUGAAACUUCAAGGUGCCCUAGAGUCUCAUAUUGAUAGACGAACAAUCCUAAACCCUGUU
Cladophialophora immunda is the source of this 2423-nucleotide messenger RNA. RefSeq lists its product as uncharacterized. Gene Ontology annotation, molecular function: threonine-type endopeptidase activity. Gene Ontology annotation, biological process: protein maturation. Bases 538 to 2112 code for a protein of 524 amino acids. The record is from RefSeq and is a predicted model, not a curated record. The transcript has a single exon. NCBI's taxonomy places the organism in Eukaryota, Fungi, Ascomycota, Eurotiomycetes, Chaetothyriales, Herpotrichiellaceae.